Chondrus crispus (carragheen) is the source of this 744-nucleotide messenger RNA. RefSeq lists its product as hypothetical. Bases 1 to 744 code for a protein of 247 amino acids. The transcript has a single exon. NCBI's taxonomy places the organism in Eukaryota, Rhodophyta, Florideophyceae, Gigartinales, Gigartinaceae. The record is from RefSeq and is a predicted model, not a curated record.
AUGGAUGAACGACUGGAUGAGAACGGAGAUGAGAAAUCUGCAGCUCGUGUGAUCUCCACGUGUUCAAGUGUACACUACGACACGUGUGUAAAUUAUCAACACGGGUACACGUUGCACUGCGGACGGAUCGGAUCCGUGAUCCGGUUUGAGGAUGGUGGACAUUUGUGGGAAUGGAUCUUGUCGUCUGACAUCAGACAAGGGGAGACUGUCUUCUGUAAUGCCCAACGACGUACAGUAGUGAGAGCCACAGUACCAGCUGAUGCGGACGUCAACGAGAUAGAGUUUCCACCUCGCUCUCAACCCCAACGGAUGGAUACCCCGUCGGCGGGUAACUUGUCAACUCCACCACCCUCAACCACUCUCAACACCGCUGCCGCAACACGCCCUCCACACCCCCGCAAAAAUGUCCCCAACCACUGGCGGAGUAGCGCCCCCCCGUGCGUUGACCGUGCUGCGUCUGAAGCGUCCCCGCAGCGCCACGCCCUUCUCCUCGUUGCACGUGUCGCUGCCGUUACACAAGCGUCCGCCAUCUCUGGCCCCGCUGUUCUCUGCGCUCUCGCUUUCUGCGCCGCACAUCCGCUUCCGCCGCCUCGCCGCGGAGCGUGCCCGCGAGGCGCUGCAGCAGCCCGGCGUCACGAUCGUCGAUGUGGGGCCGGACGUCGUGCGCAGGGGGGUCAAGAGGAGGAUGGAGGCGGGGGAAGGGGGGAGGAAGAGCGCCCGCAUGGAGGAAGGCAUGCUUUGUAA